This is a messenger RNA of Gavialis gangeticus (Gharial), 1763 nucleotides long. It is a transcript of the gene SLC45A2, whose product is annotated as solute carrier family 45 member 2. NCBI's taxonomy places the organism in Eukaryota, Metazoa, Chordata, Crocodylia, Gavialidae. The transcript is spliced from 7 exons. The coding region runs from base 102 to 1745 and encodes 547 amino acids. Gene Ontology annotation, molecular function: sucrose:proton symporter activity. The record is from RefSeq and is a predicted model, not a curated record. Gene Ontology annotation, cellular component: membrane.
CCUACCCCUCUCUGCACGGGAGCUGGAAUCCAUGUCAACCAGAGGAGAGAGAGAAAACUUUUUCACUGCCCUUUAUAGGAACUUUAAGCUUAGCCUGCCAAAUGCCUUUAACCAAGCAGAAUUUCAGUGAGGUGCUUCUACCACCACCAGAGGCGGACAAUGCCAUGAGGGACGGCAUCAGAGAGAAGGAAGACUCUGUCUUAGCUGGGGAAGAUGCCUUUGGAUCAGUGGAGCCUGUCAAGAAGCCCACAGGCAGGCUGGUUAUGCACAGCAUGGCCAUGUUUGGCCGGGAGUUCUGCUAUGCGGUGGAGGCUGCCUUUGUUACUCCGGUGUUGCUCAGUGUGGGGCUCCCCAAGCACCUCUACAGCCUGGUGUGGCUCAUCAGUCCCAUCCUGGGCUUUGUGCUGCAGCCUGUGGUGGGAUCAGCCAGUGACCACUGCACUUCGGGCUGGGGAAAGCGGCGACCUUACAUUCUGGCUCUGGGCGUCAUGAUGCUCCUGGGCAUGGCUCUGUACCUUAAUGGGGAUAUGGUGAUCUCAGCUCUGAUCACCAAGAGAGGCCAGCAACAACGGACCUGGGCCAUAGUCAUUACCAUGCUGGGUGUGGUACUCUUUGAUUUUGCAGCUGACUUUAUUGAUGGCCCCAUCAAAGCUUAUUUAUUUGAUGUUUGCUCUCAUCAGGAUAAAGAGAAGGGUCUUCAUUACCAUGCCUUCCUCACAGGUCUUGGAGGAGCCCUGGGUUACCUUACAGGUGCUAUAGACUGGGCACAUACUAUACUAGGAAGAUUUUUGGGAUCAGAAUUCCAAGUGAUAUUCUUCAUUGCUGCUUUAGUUUUCCUCAUCUGUCUUACUGUACAUUUGAGCAGUAUCCCUGAAGCCCCUCUCAGAGAUGCCAAUGCAGAAACCAAGUUAUUGCUGAAGGUGGAUGAGCCCUACGAAUAUGGUUCCAUUGUGAAAGUCAAGAAUAGUUACUUAGAAUCAGGAUAUGCUGAAAUAAGGACCUUGCCUGAUUUGGGAAAAUCCACUGAAACGCCACAUACUGAGGUUCAGAGACGGAUGACCAUUAAGUCUCUCCUGAAGGCACUCUUAAGCAUGCCGUCCCAUUAUCGCUGCCUGUGUGUGAGCCACCUCAUUGGAUGGACGGCCUUCCUGUCUAACAUGCUUUUCUUCACUGAUUUCAUGGGGCAGAUUGUAUACCACGGUGAUCCUUAUGCACCUCACAACUCCACAGCUUACCUGACCUAUGAAAGAGGAGUAGAGAUUGGAUGCUGGGGCAUGUGCAUCAAUGCAGUUUCAUCAUCACUCUAUUCCUAUCUGCAGAAAGCCCUGCUGCCUUGCAUUGGAUUAAAAGGACUUUAUUUCAUUGGAUACCUGCUUUUUGGGCUAGGCACUGGGUUCAUUGGACUGUUUCCCAGAGUACAUUCUACUCUGGCUCUGUGCUCCCUCUUUGGUGUCAUGUCCAGCACACUGUACACUGUGCCAUUCAAUCUCAUUGCAGAAUAUCACAGGGAGGAAGAGAGUCAGAAGCAGCAGCAUAAAGGAAAAACAGAAGGCCCUGGGCGAGGGAAAGGAAUUGACUGUGCUGCUCUUACCUGCAUGGUGCAGCUGGCACAGAUCGUUGUCGGAGUGGGCCUAGGAUUCUUGGUCAGUGCUGCUGGCAGUGUUGUAGUGGUGGUGAUUUCUGCAUCUGCUGUGGCAUUGACAGGCUGUUGCUUUGUUGCUUUGUUCAUACGAUAUGUGGAAUAGAACAACACAUGGAUGAUG